Cooperia oncophora is the source of this 1488-nucleotide messenger RNA. The record is from the annotation of a GenBank genome assembly. NCBI's taxonomy places the organism in Eukaryota, Metazoa, Nematoda, Chromadorea, Rhabditida, Trichostrongylidae.
AUGCAAUGUAAUUCUUCACAAGAAGUGGCUGCUCUCGAAACAGGUACAUCGCCGCAGCACCUUGAAGAGGACGACGAUGAGGACUUGAAUCUUUCAUCAGAUAUGUCCGACUAUCACGAGAGAGUAGACGAUUAUGAAGACAUUGAAGAACCUAGCGAUGGCGAAGGCACAGCGGCGACUGAAGAUGUGGCUCCUGAAUUACCUUCAACGUCGUCGUCGACUGUGCGAAGACGUAGAAGCAGUGGAAGCAAAAGGAAAAGACUGAGCCCACAGGAACUUGGCGACGACGAAGGUGGAAAUGGUGGAGAAGAAGUGGGAAGUAGUAUGGAGCGAAAGCGGAGAAGUCCUAGAAAAACUGUAAAAACCCCUGUUGGCGAGCCACAAACUGAGGGUGAACAUGAACGCCGACGAGAUGAAGGACAACAACAAGAACAACAACAUGAAGAGUCUGUAGGGGCAGUGUUAAGGCGUGGAGCCGAAGCACAGGAGAAUAUUUUACUGGGACUCGAGUUAUCAAGGCGUAGGCGUUACGCUGCACCCCUGCCAGACCCUGCAGAUCACAGGAAUGUGCUAAGGUACAUGCAAGACCUCAAUGAUAGGAGGGAUACAGAGGGUUUGGGAUACUAUCGCAGUGAAUAUGAACAACAGUGUUUCAAUAUACGGCGCCUCGCUCAACCGAUACAGAGUGGUACACAGCUUUUGUGGAACUACGGCAAGCUUUAUGAACAUACAACAGCAAAGCCCAUGGAAUGCUUGUGUUCAGAUUGCAGUAGAGAACUAGUGUCAUCGGAAAAACUUCUCAUUGAUUUCGAAAUACCUCCGAGAAUAGACGCCGUGCCACCUGACGACGACUCUUAUUCCCAGCAAAUGGCCUUAUUCCCAAGGGAUGGAAUGAUCGACGUGCGGCACAUUUUCACUGCGCGCAAUGUUUUCUAUUCAUUGAAUGUAAAGACUCGCGUACUCGGACUCGUAGUUCCUGUGCCUUCGAGCUCUGUUUCGGAUGUGGGCAUGGCAUAUCGUCACAGUCGGCUAAUGUUCUUAGGCGAUGAGGAUGGCUUCCCUGCACCGCAAGACGAUUUAAACAUACCGCAAAACGCGAAUGCUUUACUUCAACUGUUGUGUGUUGCGUACACAGAUGCGUACGAAAAGGGAAACCCCGUAGUGUUGGCGCUGAAACAAGAACAGGGCAGGAAAAUCGAGGCUGUUGAGAAAAAGCGCUAUGGCAACUGCAUCAUAUAUGAUGAUUCGAGAGGAGACUGCCAGGCUGUGAUCGAGCAAACCGUGGAAACGGCUCAAGAGAAGUCAAUGCUACAGAUGUUUGGCGAAGCACGCCUCUUUUACUUCCCAACACCCAUUCCAGCAAUGUGGACAAAGCUACGCAGCAACGUCACAUUAAACGUCGACCAAGCCUCCAAAGUUAUGGACGAGUACGAUCCCGACAAGGAAAUGAGGAGACUAAUACAGAAGGAAACUGGUAUCAAAAAAUGA